Messenger RNA from Podarcis muralis (Common wall lizard), 2011 nucleotides. RefSeq names its product transgelin 2 (gene TAGLN2). The record is from RefSeq and is a predicted model, not a curated record. Gene Ontology annotation, molecular function: actin filament binding. Gene Ontology annotation, cellular component: actin cytoskeleton. Gene Ontology annotation, biological process: actin filament organization. NCBI's taxonomy places the organism in Eukaryota, Metazoa, Chordata, Lepidosauria, Squamata, Lacertidae.
CAUUAGCGCUGACAUCAGCCUUAAAAGUCCCAGCUUUGGGCGUGGAGGCGCAACGCAAGACGCGGCUUGAUCGACCCGGUGUCUCGCUCACAACAGCGCCUGCGACGCCCCGGUGGGAAGGUCUGUGUGUCUUUGCUCUAUCUAGCCUUCCGAGGUACACAAAACCCCCACACAGCCGCCAUGGCAAACAGAGGCCCCGCUUAUGGACUCAGCAGGGAGGUUCAGAACAAGAUUGACAAGCAGUAUGACGACGAACUGGAGCAGAUUUUAAUCCAGUGGAUCGUUGCCCAGUGUGGGCCGGAAGUCGGGCAGCCCCAGCCAGGCAAGAAGAACUUCCAAGAGUGGCUGAAAGAUGGAACGGUGUUAUGCCACCUCAUCAACAGCCUUUGCCCCAAGGGACAGAAGCUGGUGGCAAAGAUCCAGAGUUCUAGUAUGGCUUUCAAGCAGAUGGAGCAGAUUUCUCAGUUCCUGCGUGCAGCCGAGCAGUAUGGCAUCCAGGCCACAGACAUAUUCCAGACGGUGGACCUCUGGGAAGCUAAACACAUGGCCAGCGUGCAGAGAACCUUGAUGAACCUGGGAGGCUUGGCGGUCUCUAAAGGAGACGGCCUCUUCGUUGGGGACCCCAACUGGUUUCCUAAGAAGUCCCAGGAGAACCGCCGUGCCUUCCCAGAGGACAAGCUCAAGGAAGGGCAAAGCGUCAUCGGCCUGCAGAUGGGCACCAACCGGGGAGCCUCACAAGCGGGGAUGACGGGCUACGGCAUGCCACGCCAGAUCCUUUGAGCCGGGAUGCCCCACCAAGCAAUGGCUCCUUGCUUUCCGACACCUCAUAUCCCCAAGAAUCUCUCUCUCUCUGUCUCUCUCCAAAUUGUGCUACCACGAGAAGCCUUAAAGGCAGACCAGGAGGAGUGGGCCUUCUGGUGCCCACUUUCCCCCUGUGCCAGCCCUGGUCGGUAACCUCCUCUCUUUUUUUACUGCCCCCCCUUUUUUACCCAUAUUUUUCCUCUUAAGCACACACGACUGGAGUGAGUACACUUUAUUUCCUUCUCCCUGCCUACUCUUGAUCUCAUUUCUCAAGAGCGCUUUAACCCCCCUCCCCUGGGGGGUGGUCCUCCAUACAACACCUCCCCCCCCCCAAAUAUAAUGCUGGGGCCAACCAACGACUCAUCUGAAGAAUACAGGGACCCCCCCAAAAAAAGGUGUGUGUCUCCUUUUUCUCCCCACCACCCUUCAUAAUGCCAAUGUGGUUUUACUAGUGACCAAAUGCCCCUUCUACUGCAACAUUUUAUUAUUAUUAUUAUUAUUAUUAAAUUCACUAUUCACAUUCCAGAAUCUGGCCCCUUAAACCCUGCUUUCCUUUUACACUUAUCUGGACCAAAACAAAAGUAAAUAAAUGCCCGUUUCUUUUUUGGACACUGUUUUUGGCAGUCUUAGCAACUUGCCAGCAGAGCAGUCCUGGAUAAUAUCUAGAAUCUCAGCACUCUGCACUGCAAUGUCUCUUAUUUUUUUUGCGCGCGUGUGAGGGGAGCAGGGCAGCUAACCUCUUCCUGUGGUGUCUACCUGGCAAAUAACACUCACACCCACAGGGUAGGAGGAUCUCUUUGGCUGGCACAACCUCCAGAGAUCACAAGGUGAUCCUUCCUGGUGCUGGGUUCAGAUUCUCUACAACUACAUUCCUGGGUAGCUGUUUCAUUUGGGGUGCUUUUAAGGGGGCAAAGGGGGGAUUUUUAACUUUUCAGCCAGUCUCUCCCCACCCUGGAAAUCCUCUGAUUUUUGUCUUGCAGUGGAAAACCUCAUUCUCUGCUGCUAAUUCUUUCUUCUUCUUUUUUUACUUCGGGUUGGGGGGGGCCUGGUCACAGCUGUCUUGCCAUUCCAAAUUUGCCUCUUCUCCAGGGCAAGAAGGCACAGGGCUGAGUCUGAACUCUUAAAACUGUGUGGCAUUCUUAACUGUGGAAUGUACUCUGCCUCAAGAUCACUGAUAAGGAAUAAACAUUGCUCAGUCCUUUGUUUAUAA